AAUGUUUUCCUACAUCAGCAAUUUAAUAGGUGGAGGAAGUGCUGGUGGUAAAUCAUCAUCAUCAUCUUCUUAUAACGAAAAGAUUGCUGUGGAUGGAACCUUGAUCGAAUAUGUAACCAAAUCUAAAAAUCCGAAGACUGCCAUUAUGAAGGCACAAUUAAUUAUUGAUAAAUCAGAAAGCAAGGGAAGAGACAUUGAAUUGGUGAUUAAAAACAAGGAAUUUGAUAAGGAAAAGAUUAGUUUCUUGUUGGAGGAAGCAAUGGAAUUUGGUCAAGUUGUUGAUCAACCUGUUGUGAUUGCCUAUUGUUGGGUGAAUGGUAAUACUAUUUGGGUUUUCAAAUUCUCUGAGAAGAAUUACGAAUUGUCAAAAUGUCUUUCUAGAUUGGCUUAUGAAUGCAUCUUUGAAAAUAGAGAAGAUAGAGAUUUUGAUGAGGAAAAGGAUAGCUAUGACGAUUUGUUGAUGGAUACAGAAUUGCCAUUUGAUGUGGAUACUCUUGUGAUGUUUAAAACUGCAUCGAGUCCUGUUGUCAAUAAGCCAACAGUUGUUGAAUCUAAACCAAGUCCAAAAACUGUUGCUACACUCCCUGUUAAAGAAACAUCAUCUGUCAAACCACCUGUUGCAACACAACCAACAACUCAACCUUCACAAUCAUUGUAUCCAUCUUUGCAAAUUGGUGAUGAGCAAACAAGAAAGAAAUCAUAUGAAAAAUCUAUUGGUGGUAAAUUGGAAGAAAUUUGUUCUGCCAAAUGUGAUUUAUACUUGUUAGAUGAAAAGACUCACAUUUAUGAAUUGAAGAGAGAAAAUGUUACUGCUACAAUUUAUGAAGUGUUAGAUGAAGAAGGUGAUUCAAACUUUGACUAUGUUAUGGAUAUUAGUAUUGGAGACGAAAGACUGAUCAUUCAAGAUAUUAACAGUGAAAUGAAUGCUCAAUUCUACAAUCAAUUCCACUCAAUUACUUGGAACUUUACAAAUCCAUUCUCUUCAUGGAGUUUGAUUUUCAAAAAUUUGGAUGAAGAGUCAGAAUUCAAGACUAAUUUGAGUAGAUCGAUUUAUGAAUUUAACACUUGUAAUGAUUUCUUCAAACUUGCCAUUGAAGAUCAAGAAAUGCUUGUUAAAACAUCUGCAAUUGAUCAAUCUAUUGGAAACAGCUCAAAAUAUUUGCAAGAUUUGGAUUAUGAAGAUGAAGAUUAUGUAGAUUUUAUUUCUGAUUCUGAAGAAGAAGAAGAAAGUGAAGACGAAGAGGAGGUUGUUCCAUCUGGUGGAAAACAACCUGGUUUACCAAAAUAUACCAACUCAUUCAUGUUGGACAGUUCUCAAAGAGAAAGAACAUUUGUCAUUAGAGGCAGUGAUAUUGGCGUAUUCAAGAGAGAUGAUGAUACUGAUCACCCAGUUUUCGAUACUCAAAUCAAGAAUGUUAGCACCACAAAAGGUGAACUCUUUGUUCCAUACAAGGCCAUGCUUCAUAAUCAAGAUCGUGACUUGUUGUUCCUUCACAAGGAUCAAGAUAAUGAAGAUCAUUGUGGUAAGGUAUAUAGAAUGGAUAUUACAAGAGGUGAAGUUGUUGAAACAUGGAAUACCUUCCAAGAUUAUGUUCCAAUUACUGAAAUUAAGCCAACCGAAAAGUUUGGCGACCAAUUACCAACUCAGGUGUUUGGUGCACUCAAUGAUAAUGCUGUUUUUGCACUUGAUCCUCGUAUUCACGGUUCUGAUAAGGUUGUUGGUAAUAUUUCUGCCAUCACCUCAAAUUCUAAACCACAAUUCUCUUGCUUUGCAACUACUUCUGAUGGAAGACUUGUUGUCGGUAGUGAAAAGGGUGAAAUUAGAAUGUUCAGUGGUAUUCCAAACCUUGACAAGACUGGAAAGAAGGGAACCCAUCCAAAAUCAGCCAAGACCUUGCUUCCAGGUUUGGGUGAUGAAAUCAUUGGUAUUGAUGUGACUUAUAAUGGUGAAUGGGUUGUUGCUACAUGCAAGACUUAUUUGAUGGUUAUCAACACUUCAAUGCCUAAUAGUGAUACUACUGGAUUCACUGAAAGAAUGGGUAAGAACAAACCAAUUCCAAGAAAGAUUCAACUUUUACCAGAAGAUAUCAAACAAGUUGGUGGUUCAGUAUCUUUCAAGCCUGCUAAAUUCAAUAGUGGUAUUGAUGGUGAAUUGUGGAUUGUUACAUCAACUGGUCCUUAUUUAAUUACAUGGAAUUUUAAGAGAAUUACUCAAAAUAGUUUAUUCGAUUACACAAUGAAGAAGGUCAACAACAAUGAAAAUGUUGUGAUGAGUGAAUUCAAGAGUGUCAGGAUUAAUGAAGAAGGCAGACAUGCUCCAAUUAUUGUAACAACACCAAAUGAUGUCUUAUUAGAAAAGAAGAAAAAGACAUCUACUGUACCUUACAAGAAGAGAACAACUCAAUAUAAGAAAUAAAAAUGUAAAUAAACCUUUAAUUUAAA
Naegleria gruberi is the source of this 2442-nucleotide messenger RNA. RefSeq lists its product as uncharacterized. Bases 2 to 2416 code for a protein of 804 amino acids. The transcript has a single exon. Gene Ontology annotation, cellular component: nucleus; cytoplasm. NCBI's taxonomy places the organism in Eukaryota, Heterolobosea, Eutetramitea, Acrasida, Naegleriidae. The record is from RefSeq and is a predicted model, not a curated record.